GUGUCCCGUAGCACGACGUCCUUUCACGAUCAUCGUCAUCGUUGACGUCGUUGACGUCGUUUUCGAAUUUUUCUUAAAUUUCAAAUAUUACCAAUUACGCGCCCUUUUCUACGCGCGUUAGAAGUUGAAAAGGGGGACGAUAUGUGUUCGUCGUCAUUUAGUUCUCCUCAUCGGCAUGAUCGCCGUUAUUAUCUGCCUCUCUUUCUCUCCUUCUUAUUCUGAAUUUCGCGCGCGACCUUUUAAGUGUCCGUCUAUUCGUCUUUUCACCAAGAAGGUAGGAAGAGAAAAAGAAGGAAAGAAACAAGAGGAAGAAGACUAAUAUAAAGAAGAUUAACGUCUUCUGGACGAACGUAUUCUCUAUUCUCAGGAUGUCGAGGAUAUCUCAAAGUUUCAUUGUUUUGGCCACUAUCGUAACAGCAUCGUGUUUCAAUGGCGGAAACAAUGAAUCGACGAUUAAGUCAUCUUCGAUAAUAACUACAAGUACAGAUAUAAGCGUGAUCAAUUCGACGACAACAUCCAUAGUAGACGCUACGAUGAUGACGACGAGUUCGAGCGAAAGCAUCAAAAAUAUAACUACUUCGUCAAGUACUUCUAGUGAAAAAGAUUCAGAAGAAGUUUCAACGGCAUCAUUAAUGUCCGACUCUGUUUGGAAAUGUCCUAAUAUUACGAGACCAAGCGUUGAAUGUUCUUGUGAUUUUCCACAUACUCUUAGAUGUACUGGAGAAAGAACAGCUUUACAUGUGAUCAGCGAACAUUUAAAGAGCAGUAAAGCAGGAACCAUUUCUCUCUUAGACGUAACUGUAACAGGAAUUUCUAUAUUGCCAGCAUGUUUCCUCGAAAAUAUUGGCCUACAUGGACUCGUAGUUUCUAGCGGAGAGCUGAGACGCGUUCAUGAAAAUGCAUUUACUGCUCUAGCUAGACCACUUCAGGCUCUUGGACUUCCUAAUAAUCUUUUAGAAUCCGUUCCAACGUUGGCAUUGAAGUAUCUCACUGGAUUAGAUCGAUUGGAUCUUUCUCAUAAUAAAUUGAAGACAUUAGAAGCAGAUUCGUUCAACGGCUUAUCAAGCUUAACGUAUCUGGAUUUGUGCGAUAAUUUACUUUCACAAUUAUCGCCGCAAGCUUUUGCGGCACUUCCAAAUCUUCGAUUUUUGCGAAUGCGGGGGAAUCGUUUGAGCGUUUCAGCUCUUUCGGCGUUAAGAGGUCUGAAGAAUUUGGAAGAACUCGAUCUGUCGAGUAAUUUAUUAUUGGGACCAAUGGGACCAAAUCUUCUUCCGUGGAUGCCUCGUUUGCAUUUUCUUAGUGUAUCCGAGAAUGAAUUUAUCAAUGUACAACAAGGAGCUUUAAACGGUGCUAGAAAUUUGAGUUAUCUCAUCCUCAGUCAUAAUCAGAUCGACGUUUUGGAGGAUCACUCGUUCAAGCAUUUAUCUACAUUGACUAAAUUGGAUUUAGCUAAUAAUCGUAUAGUAGACGUUUCUAGCGCGUCAUUGGCACAUUUAGAAAAAUUGACUAAUCUAGAUCUAAUGCAUAAUUUCUUACGAUCUUUAACGGCUGAUCUAGUAGUGCCUUUGAAAAGUCUCGAAGAUUUACGUUUAGACGAUAACGAAAUUACGAUGGUUGCUAACGAUGUGCCGAUCUCGAAAUUACGAUUAAAACGACUCUCUCUUGCUGAUAAUCCUUUAAAUUGCGAUUGUACCCUCUUAGACUUUGCCACUUGGCUAAAUAAUUCGAGUUUAAGCGAGGAGGACAAAUCUUCCGCCGUUUGUGCCACACCACCUACCUUGGAAAAUGGAAUUUUGACUCAAGUCUCGCCAGGAAGUCUGCUAUGCGGAGAACCAUCUAUGAAUAGAGCAACUUUAAAGGAGUAUCGUUACAAUCAAUUAACUGGAAUUCAUCUUUUAUGGAACAUAGAGCCUUGCACAGAAAAUUACACUUGCGACACACUGAUCGUUUACGAAACUAUAGGGGACAACGAGGUUCAAACGGAGUCUAAUCCAUUACAUUGUGAUCCUCAUAUGAUGAAAGAUCCUUGUUCCUUGCCAGUAACCACCCCGCCGUCAUUUAAUUUACAGCUUGGUCAUAAAUAUCGUUACUGCGUAGUACUAUUUAUUCCAACGGCGUACAAUGACGAGUCUCUUGGUUUGGGUUGUAGCGACAUUAUAACGUUGGAAGAGACUAAACAAGAAGAACAGCAGGAUCAACUACCUGCAAAUACUAUUAAUUCUUUAGACGUCCGAAUAAUUGCAGUUCAUGUUAAUGUGUCUGAUCAAGGUUCUUUACACGUAAACGUCGGUUUAUCACCUUCGGAAAAAUCAGGUGCUUCGCCGUGCGAAAUCUCCAUAGUUGUCUUCAAUACUGAAACAGCCAUACAUAAAUGUAAAUUGAAUUGCAGUUUAACGUUUGUUAGUCUGGAAGUAUUAGUGCCAGGUCGUUACAAAGUAUGCGCCAGUCUAGACGAUCUUGCUAAUGCCGAAUCGAUUGCAUUUAGUAUUACUGAAAACGAUCGUGGUCGAUCUCAAUGCGUUGAGGUGCAACGUUUCAAACAAAAUACAGAAGCUAUUAUUUUAAUUAUCGUAGGAGCAACUUGUGCUCUCUUGAUCGUGCUCGUUUUAAUUGGUCGAAAUAUUGUACGUAAGAUCCGUCAUCCUAGAAUACAAACCCAAUGCUUUUUACCAGCCCAGGAAUUCGAAAUCACACAUAAGGCGCAUUACAUUAAAUUAUUGGCCACAACCAAGGUGUGAACAAUCGCUUGAACACUUUUGAGAAUAUUUCGUUUGCUAUUCCAUUGUGUGGAUCGAUCUUUUUAUUUUAAUAUAAUACCGAACGCGAUUGAUGAAUUAGAACUGCUAGUCAUAAAGAGGAAUUGGAGAUUUACAUACACCGUUAAAAUGUAUGUUGUCUAUCGACAUUUGUUUCUGAUUAUUGUAUAAACUUUAUUCAGAGAUACGUAUACAGAGUGAUAAUGCAUUGAGGAUUAUUUAAUACUGUAUACCGAUAAUUAAUCAAUACUAUGCAUGGUGUGUUUGUACAAAUGUACAUUUUAUAAUUUGCACAAGCAAAUGAAGUUUUAGAAUCGUGCUAUGAGUUUAUUUGAAAGCACUGCCAUUUUAAAACAUUCAGAAUAAUUCAUUCAAUGGGAUAUAUAUAUGUAGAGUUUGUUAUUGUUAAAGAUGAACAAUGAGUCUUCGCGAAAUAAUUUUAUUGAUUAAAAUAAUAAAAUAUAAGAAUAUAUUU
Polistes dominula (European paper wasp) is the source of this 3231-nucleotide messenger RNA. It is a transcript of the gene Lrt, whose product is annotated as Leucine-rich tendon-specific protein. Lineage: Eukaryota; Metazoa; Arthropoda; Insecta; Hymenoptera; Vespidae. The record is from RefSeq and is a predicted model, not a curated record. Gene Ontology annotation, cellular component: plasma membrane. Gene Ontology annotation, molecular function: protein binding.